AUGCCACUCCCUCGGCCUUCGUCCUACACCUUUGUCGACCAAACAGUGUCACAGACGCGAUCGAGACAAAGAUCGAGGAACAACUCGAGAUCAAGCGAGAUAAGCAUUGCGGUUUCCAACACAGCAGAAUCCUUGGUCGGCACGACUGUCUCGAGUGGCGGAGAAUCUGUUUCGUCUGCCUCUCCAUCCUCAACCUGGUCGGCCAUAAGUCCCAGCACGCCUCCUCUGGUUGACAGUGGCCAUCACCAUGAACUCAUUCUCUGCCCGCAAGUGAGCCGCCACCCGGGAGAUAUCGAGUAUGCGUUGUCAUUCUUCCAUUCCUGUUUUGCCAACACCACGCUCACCUUCCCGGUGAAUGUCAACCCUUGGCGAGCCUGCCUUCCUUCAAUCCACGACGACUUCCCUUCGGUGCGCUAUGCCGCGGCAGCUCUCGCAAAGCGUCAACAAGCGCACUUUGACAGAAAACCCGAGAGUUCUUCGAUCUUGCGCCUCAAAUCUCAAGCGUUGUCUAUCUUCGCGUCGCACCUGAACGAUCUCUCUUUCGAGUGUGGCCUAAGUACUGUGCUUCUGCUUAUCGGCCUCGAUUAUGCCGAAACAGGUGUGUCUAACUGGAACAUCCACUUGCGCGGCGCAUACCGCAUCCUUGAAUCUCAUGGCGGCAUCCGCCUGGCGGAAUCACGGCCCAACCUUCGAAGUCAGAUCGCCAUGUUGAUCUGGUACGAUGUCAAUGCCGCGUUGAUUUCCAGGUGCGGACCUACGUUUCCGAGGAGUUAUAUCGAGGCCCUCAUGGCGUGGCAAGACGAUGGCGAGUGGAGCAUUCUGGGUCUCAACGGGCUUCCAGACGGCAUGUUCCUCGAUAUGCACGGUCUCGCUGUUGCAGCCGCCCAUAUUGAAUCUGCAGACCCAGAAGCACUUGAAGUGUUUCGGAAGAAUAUUCUCAGUACAGAGAUCAGCAUGAAGCAAGGGAAAUAUCAGGCCCUUAUGUCCGAAGUCUGGCGGUUGGGCCUGCUGUUAUAUUUGGCCCGGGUGUUUCCGCAAUUCCAUAUUUACGAUGUGGCGGCAACAGAUCACCUCACUGACAUAGACACGUUCACGUUGCUCGACGAUGGUGCCGAGUGGGGCCUUGAGCCACGCUCGGUGGCUGUUCAGAUUCUCACCAUGGUGGCAAACAUUCCCUCACACAGCAACUUUCAGAAGCAGUGCCUGAUGCCCAUUGUCCUGGCUGGGUGCGAAAUGUCAAGUGCCGAGUGGGCGCUCAGAAAAAUCGCCAUCGAGUACUCUGAGCGGUGGAAGCAGAAAACAGGGAUCUGGAUCUUUGAUUCGGGCUUAGAGUUCAUGAGAGGUGUUUGGGCUAGGAAUGACAUGGCGAUGCUCGGCAAGGCAGAGGUUGAAGUCGACAGGUCCUGGGUGCCUUGGACAGAGAUAUACCCGCCAAGCGCUGAAUAUGGCUUUUUGUUUGGAUGA
Cladophialophora psammophila CBS 110553 is the source of this 1464-nucleotide messenger RNA. RefSeq lists its product as uncharacterized. The record is from RefSeq and is a predicted model, not a curated record. Gene Ontology annotation, biological process: positive regulation of transcription by RNA polymerase II. Gene Ontology annotation, cellular component: nucleus. The transcript has a single exon. NCBI's taxonomy places the organism in Eukaryota, Fungi, Ascomycota, Eurotiomycetes, Chaetothyriales, Herpotrichiellaceae. The coding region runs from base 1 to 1464 and encodes 487 amino acids. Gene Ontology annotation, molecular function: DNA-binding transcription factor activity; transcription cis-regulatory region binding.